AGGCUCCCCGUCCACAGAAGUCAUCAUUACUUCGCCGGGCAAAGAAGACCUGUUGGCGCUCGCGGCCCGCCUCUGGCACAGGAGGAAGCGGCUGGUGGCCGCCGGCGGAGUUGCCCUGGCCAUGGGCCUCAUCCUGCUCAUCGCGGUGCCCAUCUUGGUGCAGGCGCCCGCUAAAGGUCGCGCCCACUACGAGAUGAUGGGCACCUGCCGCAUGAUCUGCGACCCCUACAGCCCCGGCGGCGGCGCCGGGCCCCCCGGCAGCACCGCGGCCCUGGAAGCCUUGCAGGAGUUGAGCGCCAACCCGCCGCCGCCGCCGCCGCCGCCCUUCCUCCAAGGCGCCAAGGGCGAUCCCGGCCGUCCAGGCAAACCGGGCCCCAGGGGCCCUCCAGGAGAGCCGGGCGCGCCGGGGCCGCGGGGGCCGCCGGGGGAGAGGGGCGACUCAGGCAAGCCUGGGCUGCCAGGACUGGCGUUGCCCGGGAUGGGGCCCCCCGGCGCAGCCUCGCCGGCCGGCGGGGGGAGCUCGGGCGAGAGCGGGGGCAGCAGCAGCCCGCCGCCGGGGGGCGAGGUGAGCGGCGCCCUGAGCACAGCCUUCAGCGGCCCCAAGAUCGCUUUCUACGUGGGCCUGAAGAGCCCCCACGAGGGCUACGAGUUGCUCAAGUUCGACGACGUGGUGACCAACCUGGGCAACCACUACAACCCCAUCAGCGGCAAGUUCACCUGCCAGGUGCGCGGCAUCUACUUCUUCACCUACCACAUCCUCAUGCGGGGCGGCGACGGCACCAGCAUGUGGGCGGAUCUCUGCAGGAACGGGCAGGUGCGAGCGAGUGCCAUUGCUCAAGAUGCAGACCAGAAUUACGACUAUGCCAGCAACAGUGUGGUGCUGCACCUGGACUUGGGGGAUGAGGUGUAUGUCAAACUGGAUGGAGGCAAAGCCCACGGAGGCAACAACAAUAAGUACAGCACUUUCUCUGGCUUUCUUUUGUACCCUGACUAGCAAAAGUGAGUGUCCGAGGUGUGAGCUCAUCGCCUUGUCCCCACCAUGCCUUUCCUGGGGUCUGCAGUCUCUUCAGGUCACUUUAAGUUCUACUUAAACAAACUGUACAUGUCAUUGGCAGUGUGAAAGAGAAAGAAGCAGCUUUCCCCCUUUCAGCCAUUGGUGUCUUUCCCCCCCUCUGUCCUAUGGUUUGCCACACUAUGAGAUGAGUAGAAUUGAACGCAUUAAGCAAAUAAUGUGCACCAUUAAUUGAUUCAUUCACUGAUCACUGAUUCAAAAUGGAGAUUUUAAUCUGCAGAA
Molecule: messenger RNA, 1294 nt
Organism: Heteronotia binoei (common prickly gecko)
Lineage: Eukaryota; Metazoa; Chordata; Lepidosauria; Squamata; Gekkonidae
Gene: C1QL2
Product: complement C1q like 2
Exons: 2
Coding region: 122-994 (290 amino acids)
Molecular function (GO): protein binding
Source: RefSeq, a predicted model, not a curated record